Striga asiatica is the source of this 1245-nucleotide messenger RNA. The record is from the annotation of a GenBank genome assembly. Lineage: Eukaryota; Viridiplantae; Streptophyta; Magnoliopsida; Lamiales; Orobanchaceae.
AUGGAAGGCGGCCGAGACGAGCACCACCACCUCCACCACCACCGCCGCCCGAACUUCCCCUUCCAACUCCUUGAACUCAAAAACGACAAUUCCUCCUCCUCCUCCUCCCCCACACUCGAUAUCCCUUCUUCCUCCACAAACCCUAACGACAACAACAACAAUAACACCAUCUCCGGCGAACCCUCGGCCAAGAAACCGCCGCCGAAACGAACUUCCACCAAAGACCGCCACACAAAAGUCGACGGCCGAGGGCGCCGCAUCCGCAUGCCGGCUCUCUGCGCUGCCCGGGUUUUCCAACUCACCCGAGAGCUCGGCCACAAGUCUGAUGGCGAGACCAUCGAGUGGCUCCUACAACAGGCAGAGCCGGCCGUCAUCGCCGCCACCGGAACCGGAACUAUUCCGGCGAACUUCACCUCUCUCAACAUCUCCCUCCGGAGCUCCGGCUCCACCAUGUCCGUCCCGUCUCACCUCCGAUCGGCUGCCUACAACUUCGGCUCGCCCGCCUACGCUGGUGGUUACCCGCACCGCCGGGGGAUGUUCGCCGGUGGGAUCGGGAUGUUGCCGGAGAGUUCCUCCCCGGCGGCCACGAUGCUCAAUUUCGGGGCGGUCGGGCUAAACCCUAAUUUUAUGGAGGCGAAGCAUGAGAUUAGGGAGAAUCACAAUAAUAGUAAUUCCAUUGAUUUGACGGAGGAGGGUUUUGGGAGGAAGAGGAGGGCGGAGCAGGAGUUUCUGCCGCAGCCGCCGGCAGCGGCGGGCCACCAGAUGGGGAGCUACUUACUGCAGUCGAGCGCGGCGGGGGCUAUGCCGGCGAGCCACGCGUCGAUCCCGGCGAAUUUCUGGAUGGUGGCGAAUUCCGGCGGGAACCAGGCGGCGGCAGGCGGCGGAGAUCCGAUAUGGACGUUCCCGUCGGUAAAUAUGGGGAGCAACUCGGCGGCGGCGGCGGUGUACAGGGGGACGAUGUCGAGCGGGCUGCACUUCAUGAAUUUUCCGGCGCCGGUGGCGCUGCUGCCGAGUCAGCAGCUGGGUGGCGGCGGCGGCGGGAUGGGAGAAGGGCAGUUGGGGAUGCUGCCGGGGCUGAAUCCGUACAGGGCGGGGGUUGGCGGCGGAGUCUCGGAUGGGAUGGGCUCGGGUAAUUGGGCCGUGUGGGGGCCCAUACCUUAUCAGCUUCCAGGUGUUGGCUCAGGUGGUGGGGGCCACAUGCCGGAAAUCAGCUUGAUCCUCGUUUUUUGGGUGAAACAGUAUUAG